CGGAGGACCCCGGCGGUCUUAGUACAAGUCAGUGGUGUGACGAACUUUGAAGGUGCAGCAUCUAGCCUUGUAGAGCUCUCGCGUCGACUUGUGUUCGUGUCGGUUGGUUCGUGCGGCAGUGAUUAUAAAGUGAUUGUGCAGCAGUGUGAUCAGCAUCACCAUCAAUCGACUCUUCAUUCCGCUUGGACAGUGCAAAUCUUCCGUCUUUCGGAGCAGCAGCAGCAGCAUCUCAAGACAAAAGCGGCUACUAUGGGAGUUUACGAGUACAAAGGAUGUCUGUUCGAGUGUUCACCACCUGGGACAAGUGUUGCUCAUUGCGUCAGUGCCAACCUGCGAUGUGGGCGUGGCUUUGCCCGAUUAUGUCGCGGACAGGACUUCGCGGAUCUGCGACGUCAACAAGUCCGUGUGGGUGGCGUCGCAGUAGGGUGGCAAGAUGGUCGCCAAAUAUUUAAUUUGGUGACCAAAAAGCACCACACGGACAUACCCACGCUCUGGGCUAUCCGGGAGAGCCUGUAUGAACUGAGGCGUCUGUGCUACAUGCACGGCGUGCGUGAUAUUUGUAGCCCCGCCUUGGCCUCGGGGCUUGACACCCAUAAUUGGGUCACCAUUAGGGAAAUGCUGCAUGACAUUUUUUGGAAUUGUGAUAUAAACAUUCACGUUUAUCACCUGUAAUUUAAGUUAAAUAAAAAGCUGCGAAAAACGACAUGAAAAUGAGCUCAGAUUUCUUAUUUAUGUGGCGAGUGUCCUGAUGUCCUGUAUAUGUUUCAGAUUGAUUUAAAAAUCACACACACACACACACACACACACACACACACACACGUGCAAAGAGGUGUGCACUCGUUUGUCUUUUAUUUCUGUGUCUUUUCAUUGAAUAAAUAUGGCCGGUAUGUGGGAAUCUAUGGACGAUGCCGAUUUGGAAGCUUGCGGGGACGCAGCUCUCUUUGUUGGAUUAAGCACAUCCUGGAGCGAGCUAGAGGACGCUGCCGCGGGGCAGACAGCAGCAGCA
Frankliniella occidentalis (western flower thrips) is the source of this 1006-nucleotide messenger RNA. RefSeq lists its product as uncharacterized. Bases 250 to 672 code for a protein of 140 amino acids. The record is from RefSeq and is a predicted model, not a curated record. The transcript is spliced from 2 exons. Gene Ontology annotation, biological process: peptidyl-glutamate ADP-deribosylation. NCBI's taxonomy places the organism in Eukaryota, Metazoa, Arthropoda, Insecta, Thysanoptera, Thripidae.